This is a messenger RNA of Rhodamnia argentea, 1179 nucleotides long. Its product is annotated as YDG domain-containing protein At5g47150-like. Bases 1 to 1179 code for a protein of 392 amino acids. NCBI's taxonomy places the organism in Eukaryota, Viridiplantae, Streptophyta, Magnoliopsida, Myrtales, Myrtaceae. The transcript is spliced from 2 exons. The record is from RefSeq and is a predicted model, not a curated record.
AUGAAUGGUGAUUCUCUCCCAGAGAAGGCCUUGUCGCCUCGAGAAUUCGUUCCCGACGAAUUUGAGAAAUUCAUUUGCCACCACUGCGGCAUGGUCAACGACGAUGUCCAAAUAUUCCCCAAAGAGCCGGAGACCUCUGUCGCGAGGGACAAAGGUCCUAAGCGUAAGUCUCCGGACAGACAUGAGCCAGCCAGAGUGAGAGUGAUGUCAACUCUAGCACUAUACAGAGAGAUUAUCCGGGAGCUUUUUUUGGAAAAAACAAAAGCGGAUAAAGAGAGCAUCUUCAUGAGAAGGAUAGACCUUUAUGCCGCGAGAGAAGUCAAGAAACGAGUUGGAUAUGUCCACGGCACAACUCGAUUUAUCGGAGAAGUUCCAGGAGUGGAAGUGGGAGACCAGUUCCGAUACAGGAUGGAAUUAGCUGUUGUUGGACUCCAUCGCCCUCCACAGGGCGGCAUCGAUUACAUGGGAUCUCACCAGGACGUCCUAGCCACAAGCAUUGUCGCCUCCCGGGAUUAUACAGAUGAUCCGACAAAUCCAAAUGAGCUGGUUUAUUUGGGCCAAGGUGGAACGCUUAGUUACGACAAGAGGGCCGAAGAUCAGAGUCUUACUCGGGGGAAUUUAGCCCUAGUGAAUAGCAUGAAGAGAAACCAGCCGGUGAGAGUGAUCCGUAAAGAUAUGGGUCACACCUUUACGUACGAUGGGCUGUAUGUGGUAGACAGGUACCGAAAGAUACCCGGAGUUAGGGGAAAGAUAGUUUUUGAAUUUGUGUUGAAGAGACUGUCGAGCCAACUCGAGAUACUCCAACAUAAGAGGAUGAAAGUGGGCUCAAUAUUGACAUUUUCCCAAGUUGAUGGAGAUGGUGGUGGCGGUGGGCAACCAUGGACGGCGCUCGCGGCUAGCCAUGAGCCCUCCCUCACCCCCUGCAUUUUCGAGGUGCCUUGCGGCUUCAAUGUCUUCACCUCCCUCCAUAGGUCGUCCGUCGCCCCUCCCGGUUCCAAGAACAAGCGCAAGCCCCUCGUCAUCAUCAUCACAUGCGACCCCGAGUGCUCCCCCAAUCCUUGCAUCAUUGAAGUCCCCUGGGGCUCCGAUGUGGUUGCCUCCAUCACAGCUUCCGGAUCUGACGAGGCUGCCCUUGCCAGGCCGCGGGGGUCGAGCCCUUGCUCUGGCCGUGAGGUUUGA